Cottoperca gobio is the source of this 1030-nucleotide messenger RNA. It is a transcript of the gene tifa, whose product is annotated as TRAF interacting protein with forkhead associated domain. Bases 210 to 803 code for a protein of 197 amino acids. The transcript has 2 exons. Gene Ontology annotation, biological process: positive regulation of canonical NF-kappaB signal transduction. Gene Ontology annotation, molecular function: protein binding. The record is from RefSeq and is a predicted model, not a curated record. NCBI's taxonomy places the organism in Eukaryota, Metazoa, Chordata, Actinopteri, Perciformes, Bovichtidae.
UCUUCCUGUUUCUCUCUCAGCACCAGCACAGUUAGUUUCCUCUAAGUGCUAUGAGUCGGCCAUACAUCACAUUUGAUCCAGUUUUUCGGUGGACGGAGUAAAAUCAUCUAUCUGUUUCUUCAAAUUAAAAUCUUCAACAUUCAGCCUUUUAUCACUGAAGGUCAAUAGGUCAAUUCAACCUCGGCCGGUUUCAACAGGAGCUUGUUUUCAUGAUGAAUGUGUCCCAGAUGAUUGAGACAGAGGAGGAUCUUCUGACUUGUCUCCACAUCAAGCUUUACCACCCUCAGCAGAGUUGUAAGGGCCUUUACGGGCUAAUUCCUUUGGGGACCAGGAGCAGACACUCAGCUGAGGACUCUGUCAGACUGGGACGUGAGGCCCAGGCCUGCACCGUCGCCCUAGUCGACACCCGGGUGUCCCGCAAACAGCUGGCCCUCCAAGCCUACCGCACACCCAAUAGCCCAGACAUGCUGUUCAGCAUCCAGAACUUGAGCAAAAGGGGACGACUGUCAGUGAACAGCUCAGCGCUGGACUACCUGGAAAGGAUGGAUCUCCCAGAUAAGGCCCUGAUCCGGUUCGGAGAGUAUGAGAUGCUGAUCAUCCGCGAGUCUGGCGAGGCCAAGGGAAGCUUCGAGGUGGAGUACGAGGUGCUGACAAUGCCUCCGUCCAGAGAGACUGGCAUGUGUGUGCCUAGUAUGACACCUGUUAUGGAUACAGGGUCAUGUGUGAUGAACAGUUUUCAAGAACUCAGAAUAAUUGGCCCCCUUGAGACUGAUGAGACUGUCAUAUGUGGUUCCGGAUGUUGAGACUUUUUACUUUCUUACUGACUACACAUUGCUGUGUAGUUGUUAUAGUGGAGUUAAAGCAUGCUUGUAUAGGUUCCUUCUUUGUAAUGUGAAAUUAUAGUAUUAUUCUGCACCCUUUAUCUAUUACUCCAUGUCUAUAGAUUUAAAAAAACAAACUGUGAUUUGAACUGCGAGUUAUUUGUUUCUACAUUUUUUUACUUGAGCACAUUAAAUUGUCUUUUUGUGAA